Colletotrichum navitas is the source of this 1089-nucleotide messenger RNA. RefSeq names its product FAD dependent oxidoreductase. The transcript is spliced from 3 exons. Gene Ontology annotation, biological process: D-amino acid catabolic process. Lineage: Eukaryota; Fungi; Ascomycota; Sordariomycetes; Glomerellales; Glomerellaceae. Gene Ontology annotation, molecular function: FAD binding; D-amino-acid oxidase activity. The record is from RefSeq and is a predicted model, not a curated record. Bases 1 to 1089 code for a protein of 362 amino acids. Gene Ontology annotation, cellular component: cytoplasm.
AUGCCUGUCUCAAAGGAUUCGUCGUACCACUUCGUCGUCCUCGGCGCCGGUGUCAUUGGCCUAAGCACCGCACUGACACUUAGGGCCGAGUACUCGGAAAGUCUGAUUACCAUCUUGGCAGAGCAUUUCCCCGGUGACUACCACAUCGACUACUGUUCACCAUGGGCAGGAGCUAAUUGGUGUUCUUCCGCGAACGACAAUGGGCUCCUCGAGUCGUUUGACCGCGUGACCUUCAACCGGUUCAAGGAGAUUGCACACGCCAGUCCCGAAGCGGGGAUUAAGACCUCACCACUGAGGAUGAUCUUUGAUUCAAAAAUUGAAGAUGCCGGGAUCCUUAGCCAGGAGACGGGAAAGCUUUGGUAUAAUGAUUUAGUUGGCGGUGUUGUGCCAUUGAGCAAGGACGAGUUACCGCAAGGGGCCAUCUUUGGGCUUGAGAUGCCCUCUACCUUUGUGAUCAACACUCAGAUCUACUUACAGUGGCUUCUGGAGAAAUGUAGACAAAGCAACAUAGGACUGCUGCGACGUCGGAUUAGGCACGUCAAAGAUGCGCGGAUUUCACCAGACGUGACGGCCGUUUUCAAUUGCACCGGGUUGGGAUCAUACUUCCUUGGUGGUGUCGAAGACAAGUCAAUGUAUCCUACUCGAGGUCAGACGGUCCUCGUUGAACAACCCAUUCAGCCUCUCAAGAGGAUGUACUUCCGCUCGCCCCACCGGGUAGACAACAACACCACCUACAUCUUCCAAAGACCGCUUGCUGGAGGCAUCGUGCUCGGCGGGUGUCGCCAGGACGGAAGUUGGGAUAAAGAAGUUGACCCAGAGUUGGCAAAGACCAUCCUCGAGAGGUGCUGUGCUCUUGCUCCUGAGCUGGGUCGACCUGAGGAUUUGAAGAUCAUCAAGCACGGCGUGGGACUGCGACCUAACCGCAAGGGCGGCCCGAGACUUGAAGCUGAGAAGAGUGGUCAUGGUCUGGUGAUCCACAACUAUGGAGCAUCUGGAGCAGGCUAUCAGGCAUCUUGGGGGAUGGCGGCACAUGCUGUAAGGCUCUUCAAAAAGCAGAUUGAACAUGGAAAGGUAUUAGCAAAGCUUUGA